Molecule: messenger RNA, 3403 nt
Organism: Nothobranchius furzeri (turquoise killifish)
Lineage: Eukaryota; Metazoa; Chordata; Actinopteri; Cyprinodontiformes; Nothobranchiidae
Gene: hvcn1
Product: hydrogen voltage-gated channel 1
Biological process (GO): proton transmembrane transport
Cellular component (GO): plasma membrane
Molecular function (GO): voltage-gated proton channel activity
Source: RefSeq, a predicted model, not a curated record
AAAAUGCGGUUAGCUUCUUAUUUUGGGGUACGGUUUUCGUUUCUCAAACUAAAAGUUCAAAGCUUUUAUUUCUUCAGUUUCAAACUUCCUGUUUUAUUUUUCCAACCAUCUGGCAUUCUUUGGGCUCCAUACCGCCGCAGCCUUAACUCCACUCCGAACCGAACCGAGUCGGAGUUUCUCCGAUCAACUGGAUACGUGUUGGGUUGUGACCGGUUGGUAUCGGUACCGGACCGGUUGGGUUUUUACUCCUAACUGGUCGGUUCCGCUCAGAAAUGCUGAUAGCGCAAACUUAGACGGAUGUUUUCAUCAGUUGUUCCCGUCAGCAGCCGAACCUUAUCGGAACCUCCUCAAUCAGAAGCAGGUAGGAAGGCUUCUCUCUAGCGUGUUUUAAUCCGGUUCCUUUCAGUAAGCUGCUCGGGUCCAACCGUUACCGAACCGAACCUUUGGUCUGUUGGGUCCAAACACCAACGACUGGAGCGGCACGUGACGCCAUGGAAGCUCCUUCUGUUUGAUCUUUAAGUGGUUCUGAUCCGGACGUUUCCUCAGAACCCAGCAGUAGAAGUUCUAGUUCCCCUCCGGAACCAGAGCGUUACCCAACGUGCGUGAAAGCAGAAGUGGUUCUGAUUGUCCAACAUCUGAGGAAAUCUGUCCAGCAGCUGAGACAGCUAGGUCUCGGAGCCUGGAGGUUCAGGUUUGUUCUGAAGCUGACCCGGGUCUGUCCUCCUCAGCGGGUCUUGUCCUGCAGCCAUGGCUCGGUACCUGAGACACUUCACCACCGUGGGAGACAAGCAUGUGUCUCACUGGGUGGACGAGGAGCAUGAGGAUUUGGUGGACCGGGGUCCGGCCAUGGAUCAGAACCUACCCCCCCUCAGCUUCAGGGACCAGCUGAAGAGACUCUACGGCUCCGAACGGUUCCAGGUGCUGGUGGUCUGUUUGGUGAUCCUGGAUGCUUUCUUCGUCCUGGCUGAGCUGCUGAUAGAUCUUUCUGUCGUUAAACUAGAGCACGGCCAUGUUGCUCCUCAGGUGUUCCACUACCUGAGCCUGGCCCUUCUCACCUUCUUCAUGGUGGAGCUGGCUGGGAAGAUAUUUGCAUUCCGUUUGGAGUUCAUCCAUCACAAGUUUGAGGUGUUUGAUGGUCUGGUGGUGGUGGUGUCCUUUGUGCUGGACAUAGUCUUCAUCUUCCAUGAGGAUGCCUUUAGUGGGUUUAAUCUCCUCAUCCUGUUGCGGCUCUGGAGAGUGGCUCGGAUCAUCAACGGUAUCCUGGUGUCGGUGAAGACCCGUGCAGACCACAAGGUCCACAAGCUGAAGGAGAGCUACGACCAUCUGGUGGAGAGAGCCACGGAGCUGCAGAGGCAAAACGAUGAACUGAUGUGGAGCGUGGAUACAGUGGAGGGAUUGUUUCUUGGCGAUUCUCCUGGAGGACCUGACCCAAGUGGCUGCUGCCCUCAUGACCCGACUCAGUGGAUCAAGCAGAAGAUACAUAAAGGAAAUGAAGUCAUUCAUUUCUGAUGGAUGAAUGAAGACAUACCCCUCAGCUCCUAGCAACAAUCUGCACAAAUCUCCUGAUGUGUGUGAACUGUUUGGAGGCGGAGGCAGACUGCAUGGUUUCCACUGGGUGAGUACACUACUGAGAACGUCAACAUUACACAGCAGGAUGUAGCCAGCGUGGUGCUGAGAGAGUGCUGCAUAUAGGUGUGUCCUGUCCUUCAGGGCCCACACCACCUUGUUUCAGUAAAACGUCUGACGCACGGUGAAACGCAUCCAUUGGCAUGCCAAGCCUGUAGGUGGCAGUAGUUCCCAAAACCGUCAGCGUCUUUGCCGUAAAGGCCAUAAAACAUUCUUUGGCAGGCAACAACUUUGUUGAAUGUCGUCUUUUGUCUGAACGUGGCCCGUUUAUACUUAGGUCAGUUCCACCUGAGCUAGGAUGUCUUUACACCGCCUUCUCGAGAACGCAAAAGUGGGUGGGGCUAAAGGGGCACAGAGCCGUGGUGUCCUUCCUAAGCGCUGCAAGUUAAUGAACAAAAAAAGGCGAGAGUUGUUGCUUUUGGUGUCUCUGACAUGAAGCACACAGCUUCCUGUCCUUUCCACUGGGCAGCAUGCUGCCUGGGCUCCUCUCACGUCCAACAGAACUCACAGCAGACGGUCAGUCGGGUCCGAGCUGCAGCCAGAGAAGAUGUUUAUCCCACUGCUUCCAGCUGCUAGUGAAUCAUGUAUGCGGGAAGCUGCCGCUGGCUGAUUCUGCCCACCUAUCAGAGGCUCCCACUAGUAGGUAGGCGUGAACUUCAGCGGCUCUGCAUGAACAACGCACAGAUAGCGCUAAUAUAAACACGACGACCCCGCCAGGGCUAGACCGAGCUGACCCGUGUGGAAAUGCGAUACGACAUAGAGAAGUAGAUGAGUGUAAACACAAGCCGCACAUGUGACGUCAGAGUGUUUUUGUUGUGGGCAGUGACAUGGCGAAACCUAAAACCCGGUUAUUUAUGUCCACAGCAAACGCUGAGAACGUACAUUCAGCAAAUCUCCACUUUGGUCGGCGUUUUUGAAAGAACUGCUUUUGGCUUUGAUGAUCUUAACUUUUAUGUUGAUGACUGGCCAAAACGCUGAAAACUACCUUUGUUUUGUUGGGGUACCCGGCUACUAGGGGUGUCAGUCUUACAACUCAUGAUUCAAUUUGAUUCCGAUUCACAGGGCGACAAUUCGAAUCGGAAUCGAUUCUCUAUCCAAAUCAAGUCACAAACAAUACACUGAGUCACACUGAGUGUCAGUUCCAGGAUUUACUACUUUCUUCUGUAGUUAGUGAGCCCUGAAUGUGAUUGAGGAGCGGGUUGCUCUGGAAAUCCACCCUAACCCGGACCCUGACAAACACCAGGAAAUAUUUGGAGUCUCAAGUAACAAAACUUGGAAAUCUUGGACUGAUUCAGAAUCUUUAUAAAUAAGAAUCUUUAUUCGGACAUUCAACAAUGUUUCCGGCACCUCUACCGGCUACGCGUGACCGGGGUCUGAGAGACAGCUUUAUCCAUCUUCCACCUCUGACCCCUGCCCAGUACACCUUGGACAACAACUAGAAAGUUCAAAUGGAAGAAUCUACUGCUUAUAUUAUCCGUUUAGUUCACACUCACUUCAACACUCGUUAAUAUCCGGAGGACUUGGGUCCACAUGCGUCUCCUUGAUAUUUAGUCUUAGGAUUUCUUUUAUCCAUGUUGCUGUUUGCACAACACCACCAGGUAUUUUGUCCCUUUUUCACAGCCUUUUUAUUCUCAUACCUUUUACAUUUUUACAUAUAAUGCUGUUUGCAGCAACGACAUAAAGAAAACAUUUCAACUCUGAGUAUGCCUUGUACUUGUUGCAGUCUUACUGAAGUGAAAUGGACUGAAUGGACUGACAGAAACAUGAAGACUUACAG